AUGUUUACCAAUUGGCUAACUGGCAGCAGCAGCGGCGGCAGCAACGGCAGCGCCAACAGCCGCCUGUCGAAUGCCGCUGCUGCCACAAGCUGCAGCAACAUGCCGCUUGGCGUUGGCGGCGUCAUUUCCACGCCGCCGGAUGUUAUACUCGAGGUGGGCCCAGCGCCGAGCAGCGUGCGCUUUGUGGCACACGCUCUGGUGCUGGGCAUGCACAGCGGCUAUUUGCGCUCGGCCAUACGCAUGGAUGAGGCAACAGUUGCAGCCGCAGCCGCAGCAGCAGCGGCAGCGGCAGUUGCAACACCGCAAGCGAGUGCAACUGUUGCUGGUGCUGCUGCUGGCGGUGAAUUGCUGCUGUAUCUGGGCAAUGUGACGGCGGAGCAAUUCGCGCCGCUGUUGACAUACAUGUACACCGGCUACUUGGAUCUGAAUGUGGACAACAUAUUUGCCGUGCUGCUGGCGACGCAUGUCUUGCAUAUGCCGCGCGCUUUGGAGAUUUGUCGCGCGUUUCUGGCGCGCGCCCAAACCGAGGGCUAUCUGAGCGGCAGUCCAGCCAAUCCGCACCAGCUGCAGCUGGCGGCUGGAAGCGGCGCCUCCAAGAUCAUAAGGCCCAUACCGAGCAAAGCGACAUUGCCGAAUUUUGGCUUUCUGCCAGCGCCGCCGCCAACAAUUGCUGCUGCAGCCUACAUGCAACAGCCGGUGGCAGCAGCUGAGCAGCUGCAAUUGACUGAGUCGGAGCAGCAGCUGCAGCUGGACAAGGACAAGGAAAAGCAGAAGAAGAUGGAGGAAACGGAAGCGACGGCGGCGGCGGAGGAGGAGGAGGAUGUGGAGGUGUUUAUCGAUAGCAACACGGCCACCGACAACGAGCUGGACACGGAGGAUUGCAACGUGUCCGUGGUCAGCAGCCUGGCGAGCAGCAGCGCCGCCAGCAGCCUGAACAUUGAGCGUGUGGAAAGCAAAAAGCAAGCGACGCCGCCGCCGUUGCCGCCAGCGCCGCCAGCAGCAGCAACUGUUGCCACAACAAGCGCAAGCAAUAAGCAGCGACGCGGCGGCAACAGCGCACGCAAAAGCUCAAUCAAACGCAGCAGCAGCAGCAACAACAGCAACAACAACAACAGCGGCAACAAUCGCGGACUGCAGCUGGCCAAGACGCCGCUGCCGAGCGUGCAGCUGGAGACGGCAACACCGGCCACCAAAUUCAUCAUCGAUGUGGCCAGCUGCGAUGGACCCGUACGCUUUCGCCGCAUACUGAACACGGCGUACGGCCAUAAGCCGGACAACAGCUGCUUUGAGGCAGCUGGCGGCGGCGGCGGCGGCGAGCAGCGCACACAGCAAAGCGUCAGCUAUUCGUUUCACCAGCAAAUGGCGCGGGCCAUCAGCAGCCAGCAGCGGCAGCAGCAGCAGCAGCAGGAGGCGAAUGAGAAUAGCACCGAUGCGGCAGCAACAUCUACAGCUGCAACAGCUACAGCGGCAACAUCUGCAACAGCAGCAACUGCAGCAACAGCAGCAACACAUCGCAAGCAAACGCAUGCGGAGCUGUUCGUGUGCGUUUACUGCAAACACACAUUCAAAUCGCAGUAUUGCUAUCAGAAGCACGCCAAGCGGCAUCUCAAUCCGCUCAGCUUGGACAAGAAGUUGGCGGAGACAACGCCGCAGCUCAGCAGCAACAGCCUAACAACAACAGCAACAGUAGCAACAACAGCAGCAGCAACAGCAGCAGCAGCAGCAGCAGCAGCAACAACGCCAGCUGCAGCAGCAACAGUUGCUGCGGGCGCGGAUGCAACAUUGUCGGCGGCGGCCUUGCUGCGCCGCGAGGUGCGUCCGCUGGACAUGAACGUGCAGUAUUAUCCUUGCAAGACGUGCGGCAGCAAGUUUCCCAGCUACUAUUUUGUGCACAAGCAUCGCAAGCUGUGCCACGCCGAUGAGCUGGACAACAGCAGCAACAACAACAGCAACAGCAACAACAACAACAACAACAGCUCGAUUAGCAGCAGCAGCGGCGGCAACAGCAACAGCAGCGCCGCAAAGCGUGAGGCAACAACUGCAACGGAAGCAACGGAGGCAGCGCCCUAAACUAAUGCAACAAAACAAAACCGAAACCAAAACAACUAAUCGAUUAAUUAUCGAAUUAAGCACGCAAUUAAAUGCACGCACACACACACGCAUACGGACGCACACACACCA
Drosophila montana is the source of this 2181-nucleotide messenger RNA. Its product is annotated as ice-structuring glycoprotein. Gene Ontology annotation, biological process: regulation of transcription by RNA polymerase II. The record is from RefSeq and is a predicted model, not a curated record. Gene Ontology annotation, molecular function: RNA polymerase II cis-regulatory region sequence-specific DNA binding; DNA-binding transcription factor activity, RNA polymerase II-specific; protein binding. The transcript is spliced from 2 exons. NCBI's taxonomy places the organism in Eukaryota, Metazoa, Arthropoda, Insecta, Diptera, Drosophilidae. The coding region runs from base 1 to 2070 and encodes 689 amino acids.